AUGGUUGAAGAGGAGUUCUCCCACGAAUAUGUGACUCCAUCCGCCGUCGCCCAGGAAUUCUCCCUCGAUCUGUACAGCGGCAGGGCCCUUAUCGGGGACGGCGCAGACCUCGUUUUCGAGGUCGUCGGCGGCGGUGAUGAACUUGAGGGAGCCCAGCGUAUCCUCGAUCGAGACGCCGGUGUCAGAACAGAAGGGUCACCUUCGAGAAGGCCCUGUGGUGGAGAUGGAGGUGAGCAUCAUGGACGGUCGCGGCCGGCGAUGCGGCGUCGUCUCCGGCAUCACCACUGUGAAAAACCCCAUAUCCCCAGCUCGCCUCGUCAUGGACAAAUCCCUGCAUUCCUACCUCUCUUUUCCAGCGGCAAGAAGAUUCCGAGCAAUAGGUCUCUCCCUAUUCAGAUCCGAGAGCCAAAAAAGUGA
This is a messenger RNA of Striga asiatica, 417 nucleotides long. The record is from the annotation of a GenBank genome assembly. Lineage: Eukaryota; Viridiplantae; Streptophyta; Magnoliopsida; Lamiales; Orobanchaceae.